Molecule: messenger RNA, 1408 nt
Organism: Panicum hallii
Lineage: Eukaryota; Viridiplantae; Streptophyta; Magnoliopsida; Poales; Poaceae
Exons: 8
Coding region: 250-1218 (322 amino acids)
Cellular component (GO): membrane
Source: RefSeq, a predicted model, not a curated record
CGCGCCCAGCGUUCCCACCAUCAGCAGCGGAGGAGCGACACGAAGCGAUGCAGAUGCAGCGUGGGUCAGUGGGCUUCCCCGUCCCCUCCCCCGCCUCGUCGCAUUGAAUUGUUUCUCGCGGUCGCGGUCGAGGCCGUCGCCGUCCCACACCCCACCCAGCUACUACCCCCGUCCCCGCGCCUUCGCCCGCUCCGCCGCCGCGUGCCUCCGGGCUCCGACCCCUCCGCCCCGGCGGCUCGUCCACCGGCCAUGUCGCUGUCGCCGGCGGACGGCGCGGCGUACUGGCUGCGGUGGCAGGUCUUCGUCUGCGGCGCGCUCAUCGCGCUCCCCGCGGCGGCCGCGGCGGCGCUGCUGCCGCGCCUGCGGAGGGCCGCGCCGCCCCUGCGCGCCACCGACCUGUGGGUCCCCUGCUGGGCGCGGCUCCACCCGGGCUGGCUCCUCGGCUACCGCGCCUUCGCGCUCGCCGCCGCGGUCGCGCUCCUCGCGCGCCUCCUCAUCGGGCACGGCCUCACCGUCUUCUACUUCUACACCCAGUGGACCUUUCUAUUAGUCACCAUAUAUUUUGCCUUUGCAACAGCCAUAUCAGCUCAUGGAUGUUGGGUGUACGCAAAGAAAAUCUCAAGGAAAGCUGAUGAAUCCCACGGAUUUCUUAAUGAUGAUGUUGAAAAUCGUGGCCUUUCCACUUCUAUAUCUGUAGAGUUGAAAAAGGAUGAGACAAAUAAGUUGCCAAGCUAUUAUGAACAAAUAGUGAAUGAGAAAAGAGCUGGGUUCUCGGGACGUUGCAUGCAAAUCAUAUACCAGACUAGUGCAGGCGCAACAAUGUUGACUGAUGUCACAUUUUGGGGGCUCCUUGUUCCAUUUUUCUACCGUGACAAGUUUGGGUUAUCAUUGGUCACUGAUGGCAUGCACUCUCUAAAUGCUGUUUUUCUACUUAUAGACACAGUUCUCAACAAUAUGCCUUUUCCCUGGUACCGAAUGGCUUUCUUUGUUUUCUGGAGCUGCGCCUACGUAACAUUCCAGUGGGUCCUUCAUGCUUGUGGAGGCUUAUCCUGGUGGCCGUAUCCAUUUCUGGACCUUUCAUCAUCUGGAGCUCCUCUAUGGUACUUUGGCAUGGCCAUCGCUCAUAUCCCCUGCUUCUUUCUUUACUGGUUGAUCGUGAAGGCGAAGCACACUUACUUCCCAAGGAUGUUCCCACAUGCUUAUGCUAGGACAGUAUAGAUCUAUUUAUCUGAUUAAGGACAAGGAUACGUCUGUAUAAGUAUCAGUAGCAAACUAUUUCGAUGCUUGAUAGGUUCGAGUGUAUACCUGUAUAGUCCCAAGAAUUCACGGCCCCUUUGGGAUGGGGCUGAACCCUGACGCAUGCCUGGAUGCGCAUCUUGAUCAAUGAAAUGCAGAGGUUAAUUGUCGA